UGAACCAGAGAGGGGGUGAGAGAGGGAGCCCGCAGUCCGGGUGCUUGCUUGCUCACUCGCUCGCUCCCUGCCCCUGCCCGGGCUUGAGCUGCCGCGGGCGGGGAGAGGAGCGCCGGGCCGGCCGGGCCGAAUCGGGGGCGCGGAGCCCGCCGGGCCAGCUGGGAAGCGGAGCGGAGAGGGCGCGGAGCCGGCUGGGGAGCCACCAAGGGCACAGAGACCUCUGAGGAGCGGAGAGAGCGUAGAACUGGUUGGGGAGAGGUCAGAGGCUGGAAAGCCGAGAAGGGCUCGGAGCCGGCCGGGGAGCACAGCGCUCCCCGGGAUAGGGACGGGGAGUGAACUUGACCGGACGAGUGGACCCUGGGAGAAGUGAGACCACCCAGAGGCAGCUCCCACUAGGGAAUGGUGUAUUAAAAGAGGAGGAAACAUGCUGUCUGUCACCCCAGUGCUCCUCUCCGUCCUGUUCUUGGCUCUUGGGCAUGGACUGGUCCCAGAAGGCUGCCCCAGACUGGAUUUUCCAGAUGAUAUGGUGAUCCAGGUGGUUGGUGCCUCCAUCACGCUGAGCUGCGUGGACAGGGUAUCGGAGAAUAAUGCUUCUAUUCACUGGAAACUGGGAGAUAAGCCCAUAGCUCCCCAGCUUGGCCGAAGGGAAGUGGUGGAAGGAAAGCUGGUGCUGAGGUCAGUGCAGCACAGUGACUCGGGAAACUACUCCUGCUACCUGGAUGGUCACAGAUUGAGGACCCUGUUUCUGCUACUGGUUGAUCCUCUUGAAGAACCUGUGUUCUCGUGCCAUCGGAAGAGUUUCUUUAGCAGCAUCCAGUGUGAAUGGAGCCCCCUGAAAAAACCCUCCCCACACACUAAGGCCAUCUUGUUGGUGAAACAGGCCAAUCAAAAAGACAAGAUUUUUCAGAGGCCGUGUCACUACUUGCCUGGACUACAGAAGUUCUCCUGCUCCUUGAAUCUUAAGGAAGGCGAUGACUCCCCCUACUUGGCUAUCAUAUGUGUUACCAAUGGGGCUGUGAGGAAGUCUAGCAAAAUCCACCAGCUUGGGGGUUAUGAAACCUUGCAACCAGAUCCUCCAGCUGACAUCACAGUCACAGCCAUAGACAGAAGCCCCCAUAAGCUUAAAGUCACCUGGAAAGAUCCACCUUCCUGGAACUCCACUUUCUACCGGCUCCAAUUUGAGCUUCGUUAUUGGGCUGAGAACUCCACAACUUAUACAACCGUCAAGGAGAAGCAUCAUCAGUUGAUUAUCAGUGAUGCCUUGAUCGGCACAAAGCAUACUGUGCAGAUUCGGGCCCUGGAGGAGUUUAACAAUGGCAGAUGGAGUGAAUGGAGCAAGGAGAUCACGGGCACCCCGUGGACAGAAACCAAGACCUUUGAAGUUGGGAGAAAAUUAGUCAUCUCUACACAGGUGCCUACUACCUCAAAUAACUACAGUACGAAACACUCCCCAGAAGACCCUGAAAGCAUCUCUAACACUCAGCCAGUUCCUGGCUCUACUCAUUUAUCCUACACAUUCCUACUAUCUGGUGGAAGUCUGGUCUUGGGAAUGGCUCUAUUCAUUGCAAUUAUCAUGAGGUACAGAAAAAAGUCGAAGCUGACAACUUUGAAAGAAGGAAAGCCAAACAUGCUCCCUCCACAUUCUUUGGAUCAGGUCCCUGAGAAGCCCCAAUCAACCACGGUUUUGGUUCCCCUCAUCUCUCCAUCUGUGUCUGCCAGUAGCUCUGAGCCUACCAAUAACAUCCCAGGGCCCAGCGGAAAAGACAUUGCGAACACCCAGAGUCUUUAUGACAUAACCAACAGAGAUUACUUUUUCCCAAGGUAGACCCCAAAUUUCAUGGAGCAUUUGGGCUUCAGGUAGGCUAAACGCGAAGAAGUUUAGCCAUGGCUUGAAGAAGACUGAGUGGACUCCCAAGAAAGAAGCUUCUCAAUGUCAUUUCAGUCUACCUGCUGAUGGGCUGGUGCUUUUCCUGACUCAUUGCUCCAUUGGAAAAGCUGCCCUGGACCCCCUCAGAGAACCAGAAUGCUUUUUAGGUCCAAGAAGAGCUUCCUGCAGUGAGGAGACAGUCGGCUGGGAGCAAAUGGACUGAUUUUCACCAAGCAAGAUGGAGAGGUGGGUGGGUUUCAAAACCACCAAGUCUCAUGAUACUCUGAGGAACUGGACUGGUAAAUUACUCCAGAGAAAGCACCCUUACACACAGACAGCUAUGUUCCUCCCACAGGACAUAUAGGAGAAUGGGGUUUAGGGACUAUCUUGUUCCUAAAAUCAACAGGACCAAAUGGAGAGAAAUUAUUGGUGUUUUGGAUUCAAUCACCAACACUGCCAUGACCUCAAGGCCUAUCCCUCUGCUCAUUUGGACAUGACAAUUUCUAGCACUUUCACUACCUUGUCACUUCCUAUGGGCAAGUUUACUUGCCUAAUACACACUUUUCACCGUCCUACCAAGAUUCUUGGAUAUCUAGAAGAGUUAUUGAAGAAAUUUAGCUCUUUGAGCCCUAUGGCCCUCUUUCAGUCUUUUUCUUGCUGUGUUGUUGUUUUGUCUUUUAUUUUUCCAUCCCAGUAAACGGUUGAGAAUGAGGACAUGGUGCUACCUCUUAGGACAAAAUUUUAAAAUAAUACCCUUCCCCACCUCAACACACACACACACAUAAACACACACACACACGAAGAGAGACAGACAGACAGAGGAGAGAGACAGAAGAGACAGAGACAGAGAAUCCCCCAACCAAAGAUUAUUUUAAUUAGUGUUUGAUCAAAAUAUUUUAUCAUGUGCCAAUUGCUUCAUCCCUAUUUUUACUACAUGUAUAUAUGUAUACAAACAUACACUAUAUAUAAAACAAAUCUAUUAAGUAUUUGAAAGGCUUGCCUCGCCCUUUCUCUAGCUCAACACUGUCAUUUUACAGAGGAGGAAAUUGAGACCCAAAGACUUGGUCCUACAACUCUUUGGUUGACAGUGUUCCACACUCCUCUCCCCUAUACAAGGAACUGAUACUAUCUUUUUUCCCCUUGAUGGCAGCUAAGAUGUGGUAGUAUCCUUUCCUAAUCUAGUUAAGGCCAGCCUAGGAGAUGAUUCCCUUUCACAUGAACCACGAAAUCUCAUUUUUAUUAUAGAUUUAUGGGUUUUUGGUUGUUGUUUUGAAUUGAAGUUAAGUAAGCUGGGAAAACAAUAUUUAUGUGAAUAGGGAUGUGAAAACAGAAGAGCAAGCAAGAAUAUACUUUGUAUUAGUUUUUUUUUUUUUAAAGCAUGUCAGCUUUUCUUCUUUUUUUUGAGAGGAAGAACAUUUGAUAUUAGAAUAGGAUCUGUGUAUAAAUAACUCAGGUUAAAAGCAGAGUAACUUUGUGUAACUGAGCCAAGUGAAAAAGAGGAAGAAGGAAGAAAACAUUUUUCCUCUUUCUCAUAUGUUCUCCCCUCUCCCAAGAGGAAGGAUUCUAGUAUUUUAUUUUUUUAUGAAUUUGCUUAAAAACAUAAAUAAAUCCCUCUUCUCCUUUGCCCUAAAAUGACCCAUUAGAAUUAGAUCAUAGAAUCUUCAAGUUGAGAGGGACUUAAGAGGGUCAUCGAGUUCAAUUUGUGUCAUUACACAAAUGAGGAAACCUAAGAUCAUGAAAUUUGUUAGUGGUAUAGCAGAAAUUCAGACAAAAGGUCUCUUGAGUUCUAAUUCCAUCAUCUUUUUUAUUCUUUGCUACACCUUUAUCUUGAAAAUGAUAAAAGAAAUGAUAAGUAUAUUUCUCUGGUAAAUAAUGUUAUAAAAUAUAACACAAUUACUAAGAACAAUCAAUGGAAAAACACCUCGUCACUUAGAAUGAUUAGAAUUCUUUGGGCCAAGAAAGACUCAUAGGAAACUGUUACUUUUGGGGGGCCUCCUUCCCCCACCUUUUUAAUUCGUCAUUAGUUCUCUCUCCGGUGUUCCAUAUUUUCCAGCUCACCUUCUUCCCACCCCAGGCUACCCUCAUUCAAAAGGGCAGAUUUUAAAAAAAACCAAAAAGAAUCAUCAUUUUGCUAUUUGCUUGUAACACUUUAUUGCUAUUGGCACCGGAUAAGUGAGUAAGUUAGCAAGAAUGUUAGCCUAUAGGACUAAGAGAUCUGGGUAGUCUGGGGGGCUAGUUAACUACAAUGUAUUAAUCAAAUCACUUUAACUCUUUGAGCUUCAGUUACACAUCUGCAAAAUGGGUCUGUAAAUGGGAAUUGGACAAAGCAUUGUUGUUUCCAAGGUCCCUUCCAGCUCUUAAGUUUUGUGAUGCCCUAGGUUUAUUUGCAAAGCUGGCUUAAACUGUGAAGUUCUGAAAGCCUAUUAUAGGCCAGGCAGUGAAUCUCUAUUCAUAAGAGCAUCAAGCAAGUUUUUAAGAGUGGUUGGUUGGUGGGUUUUUUUUUUUAAUGUUAUCUGAAGUUUCAUAAAGGUUUCUGGAACCUGAGCACAGCAGAAAUAGCGUUCAGAGGAAACUUCAAAAUAAGCAUCUGUCUCACAAAGUAUCGUUCUGUGCCUUGUAGUUCUUAAAGUAUUUGAAAGGGUUUUUUUUUUUCUUUUUGCCCACAUACAAGCUUAACAAACUCAAGCUGAGCCAAGUUAGACUAAGAUGUGAAAUUCAGAUAAUUCAUUAUCUCUGAGAGCCAGCAAGCUUUGAUCUCAAAAUGAUGAUUGCUUUCAGGAUUACUGUAACCCUGGAGGUUUGUUUUUUGUUAUUUUUUUUUAGCUAACCAAAGAGCACUCCCCAACCACCUGCUUUCUGUCUUUGUCUCGCUGUCUCUCAAUAAGCAAGGAUAAGUGAAGUAUAUGUCUGAACCUUCUUUUUUGAGUCCUGUCUCUUCCCCCAAAAAGUACUACUCCAAAUUGUCUUGAGAUGGCAAGUUCCCCAUCACUGCAGGAGCUCAAGAAGAAACUGGGUGACCAUUUACUGGGGAUCACACAAGAGAGUUCUUGCUUCAGAUUGGGAUUUGGCUUAGAUGAGUUUUAAGGUCCCUUGUAACUCUGCAAAUGUAUGAACCAUAAGCUAGACUAAGAUUCUUCAUCUUGGCUCUUGAUUUUAAUCUAAGGGAUGCAUUUUGACCAGAAUUUGAGCUUUGUUUGUUGGCCUUCAUCCGCGAUGAUGGUGCUAGUAACCCAACAUCAACAGAAACCCCUGUCUGUAGUACAACGUACUCAGAUUUUUGUGUAGCCCUGAGACUUCUUGGAAUGAGAAACACCAAAGGAUGUGCCUUGAUCAAUGCUGGGCCCACAGAGCCACUGGUAAAUCCUCAGACAACUCUUUGCUCUAAAGUACAGCGAUGGAUUUGUGGGUCCGUUUGCCCCGGACAAGUUGUCAGAUGCCUCCUGAAGGAGACUGAAAAAUUGUGUGUCUGAUGACAAGUACUAGCAGGGUAGGAAGGAGAAACUCCUGGGGAAGAGAGUCAUGGCCUGAAACAGAAUCCAAGCAAGGAUAAAACAACAGUUGGGGCCAAGUAAGUACAGGAUUUCUUCGCUGUGCCCAAUUUCAGGGAGCCUGUGGAAGAGCUGAGAUUCACACUUGGAGUGGCAGAGAGAGGGAAUGAGAGGGAAAAUUUUUUGACUCAGCCUGGCUUUCCUAACCUUUGGCCUUUUCUGGGGCGAAUGACCCAUUCCCCACCUCUGCUUUGCAUCGACAUGUCUACUCCAAUAAUCCUUUGGGGCACCAAUGCUCAUACUGCAUUUCACCAACUGCCAAUUAAUUCCAAAUUUACUUUUACAUAUUGGAAAAUCUGGACCACCACAGCCGGAGCAUGGAUUGUGGGCAGGACCAAUUGCUAUGGUAAUGCCCUUCAUAAGUUAUGGCUGAGGGCAUCUCCCAUUCUAUGAAGAGAAGUGCCAUGGUUUCUGAAUUCCUCAGUAAGCAAACUUUCCAGAACCUCAUGCUCUUCCUCUUUCACACUAAGCCAUGGCCUGGGUCUGUUUCCUGACCCAAAGCCAUGCUUCAUGUGGGUACAGGAUUCCAGAGAUAAUCUGAAGACAUUUUACUUUGGAGAAAUGGUGAAAACUAAUAGUGGUGAUUUUGAGCAAGAACAUGGCACCCUGGAUUUCUACUCAGGUCAAUGACCAAAAUGGGGGGUUUCUGGAAAUUUGUAGCAGUUUCUGGAGCAGGUGGGGUGGAAAGUUUGGGGGGCUGCAGAGAGCCCUGAACAUAGCGCUCAGAGCAGAUGUCUAUUCUAAUUAGCUAAUGUCAAUCUUUGCAUCACAUUCUGGGAGCCAGCCAGCCAGAGUUUCUAUGGUAACAUUAACAUUAAUUAAGGGGCAUUCUCAGUUUAAUGAAUGUUGCAAUGCUCAAGCUAAGAUGCCACUAGAAAAAUGAGCCUGCUCCUCAUUGGAGAAUUCUAGAAGGUGUCAAAGUUACCUAUGCUACAGAAUUUACCUGGAUGUAAAUCACUGGCUUGUUUUUGUUUUGUUUUGUUUUGCAAAAUACCUCAAUCUUAUGAUUUUUUUGUGAACAGAAUAUUUUUCAACUGUCUAGCAUUUACCAAAAAUUAAUAUCUGUAUCAAUAAGAAAUCUUUUCUAUCUGCUGUUUUUAUUUUCAUAUAAAGAAAAUAUUUAAAUGUUUGCAAUAAACACAUUUUAAAAACUU
Molecule: messenger RNA, 6569 nt
Organism: Sarcophilus harrisii (Tasmanian devil)
Lineage: Eukaryota; Metazoa; Chordata; Mammalia; Dasyuromorphia; Dasyuridae
Gene: IL6R
Product: interleukin 6 receptor
Exons: 10
Coding region: 425-1825 (466 amino acids)
Biological process (GO): cytokine-mediated signaling pathway
Cellular component (GO): membrane; external side of plasma membrane
Molecular function (GO): protein binding; cytokine receptor activity
Source: RefSeq, a predicted model, not a curated record